UUAAAUCAGAAUCUCACAGUGAAUUCAGAUUGUGAUUCUUCGAUGGCAUCAUGGCACACUGGCCACAAACCCAUUCAUGUGAGACAAAAUCCAACUAAUGACUCAGUUGUUACUGCACGACUGAAUAAAAAAGUCCCCAUCUAGUGGUCAUAAAUGAGACGCGCAUGGUGACUGUGACGCCCAGUGACCCCAUUACAUUGUGCUGUAUUUUGUCUGCUGUCAGUGAACCCUCCAGAACUUAAAGCUACAGCACUUCUUUUGGAAUUGAAUGCAACGUACCAGGACUGCCACUAAUAUUUGAAGUUUCAAGCUUUUAGCGUGACUCUGAAAUCAUCAUCAGAAGCAGGUAGAUGUGUCAGUAACACUAGAAAGUAAACAUCAGGUGUGGUUAAAAAAAAAAAAAAAAAAAAGACUUGACUUGUCCUAGCAGGAAUAGACAGGUGUUACUAAUAACACUUAACUUGCCAUAAGCAGAUAUGAAUCUUUUCUGAACAGUGGGCAAAAAGCGUCCACGGAACUGAAUGAUGUGGAGAGCAUUGUGCUGAAGGUCUCUCUUACCGGUUAGGCCUGUGCAUGUACAUAAUAUCCUUUAAAAGGUGCAGUCAGCGAUUCUAAUGCAAUUUUUGGCAAAUUCAGCGAAAAUCUUCUCACAGUGUGCUUGUGCUCAGUGUCAGUGGGAGCGAGGGGGACGGUAAAACGUUUUCUUUUUUUCAUUUGUGUGGGUGUUGAGUUCAAAUAUCAACACGCUUUCUCCAAAAUCACUGACUCUCCCAUGCACACAAUGCUUGGCGAUCAAGUCGUGAGAACAGCGCCGGUAGGUCAGACAUAUACAAUAAUCUAUCAAAUAUGGACGACUACAAUGACAAUAGAUUCAUUUAUUAUGCAUCGGAAAAAAAGGUAUUUCCAUGGCCUCCGCUAUUUCUGACAGACAUAACAUAUUUUAGCCUAACCAGUGUGAACACCUGCUAUUUAUUAGCUGAUAGUGGUUUUAAUUUUUUUUAAAAGAAAGCUUGAAAACAGCAAACACAGCAGACUUUUUGGGGGCAACUCCUGCUGCUCUUAGAUGUAAAUCAACUGUUUUAUCAGAUUUAUUCCAAACAAACUUUUCAUAAUUGUCGCUAUUGAUGACUGAUCAUGUUCCUGAUUAAAAAAGCUUCAACUCUUCAUAUGUAGUGAUCUGUGUUCAAGGGUCAUUUAGUGCAAUGCGCCACCUGCUGGCAGCAGAAGAGAAGUGUACUUUACUGAGUCAUUUGAAAAUGAAUGUAAUUCUGGAUCGCUGCACGCCAUUAAGCCUUGUUUGCUGCUCAUAUCAAGGUGUUUUAAAUGCGCUAUAGACAUACAGCAUCUCUGCUAUGGCUGAAGAAGCAGGUCCACCUGCCAUUACCAAGUGCUGCGAGUGUGGGAAAACAACAAUGCGCAAAGCCUUUGGCAAUAAACCCGGAUGGCACUAAUUUGAAUCCAGGUGAAGCGGAUUACCUGCAGUUAGAUUAGCUGGUUUCCUGAUACUGUUGGCAGAAGUUAUUAAGUAACUGAGGCUGCAGUGAACAAUGUGGAUUAUCCUCUACAGCGUGCCUGUCUUUCGAAAAUCUUGAAAUUAAUAAACACCUCGGUGACACGAGCCGUGGGGUAUUGCUAUAAACCAAAACUCUGUGAAAAAUAUUGCGAUUUAACGUGGAGUGGUUGUACUGGGGGGGAAUGGCUAACUGCAAGCUUGCCUGGGCUUUUUAAAUAAUAUGUUCGUGUGUGUGUCGACAUGAUAACAGUAGCUAGUCAAGAACAGGCUUUCGGGAUCUCGAGCGUUUUACUGGGAGGAUUACCUCACGUGAGAGCAGCAGGGCAACGUGGUAUAAUUGGGCAAACAUGGCAACCCAAACUACAAAAUGGAAAAUGGAGCAGUAUAAAAGCAAGUUAAGGUAUGUACCCACAUGGGAUUGUCACCUGUGUGAAUUGUGAAACAGCGCACUAACAUAAUGUCAGAUUGUAAAAUCCUGUUAUAUCUUGUUUUUUAGUUUAUUUAUCUGAGCUAUGUUAGUAGUUGCCCCACCAUCGUUUCCACCUUAAACGAGUUUGCUACACCAUCAAAAAGAGACUUGACUUCUCACCGAACAGGUCUCUGCAACGUGCUGCAACAAAGUUAAACACGUCUAUUGCAGCUUCUUCACCUAAACUGCACAAAGUAAAUCUAUUAGCCGCCCACCAUCCAGCUCAUCAUCCUCUCUUCUGUCACUCAUCUAUAUGCAUCUUGUGGUUGUGUUCAUGUUCACUAUAGCAUGUUUUAUUUUAUAAAUGUUUGAGCAGGUUUUUUUUUUUCCAUAAUAUAAGUGUGAGACUACAUUAAUGGAUCAACCUUCUAUUUGUCUUUCCAUUGUUAAUAUGAGGGACAUUAAAGGACUGUGGUGAUGGGAGCUGCUGUAGUAUCUUAAUCAUUUAUACCACCUGCCUGAAAAUGAUUGAUUGAAUGUAAAUGAACACAUUGCACAACUUAAAUCAUAAUUUGUACUCAAAGUACUACAUAGAAUUGCUUUAAGGCAGAAAUUACCUGAUUUUAAAUAAUAUUUUUUACUGGAAAUGUGUUUUUGAUAAAUCCUUCUGUCUAUUAUGCUGAUGGUAAAGCCACUGAAACGACUCAAAAUGAGAUCAGAGUUUACAUUUUAGCACUGAUCUCUGCUAAAUGCACUUUUCCAGCCAUGGCCAUGGGGGACGCCUAUUGCAGGCCAUGGGUCUACUGUAUGUGUGGUUGUGCUGCAUUUUGAAUUAAAAGCCCCGUGUCAUCAGUAUUACCGAGUUGUGUGCAGCGCUUUGACAAUUUUGUGUUUUCAGCAGAUUCCCUAAAACACAAAACUCAUCCUCUGUGAUUGGUUGUGGCUCAGCAUGCUCCAUUGUUCCAUCAGCCCGUUUGUUCGCUUGGUUUCCUACACACAAACAAAACUUUCCUGCCUGCCCUGCGCAAUAUUGGGCUCCUCUGUGCUUUGAUAACCCGAAAUAUUGGAAUCUCUGUCUUUUUCUGAGGGAAGAAAGAUAAAGUCAGUGUUUUUUGGCAGGAUGUACAGCUUCAUGGGAGGUGGUUUGUUCUGCGCCGGAGUCGGGAACAUACUCCUCAUUGUCUCCACAGCAACUGACUACUGGAUGCAGUACCGUCACGCCAGCAAUUACAUGCACCAGGGCCUGUGGCGGUACUGUGUGCCCGGGAAAUGCAUGACACACACAGACAGCAUCGCGUACUGGGAUGCCACCCGGGCCUUCAUGAUUCUUUCCCUGCUGGCUUGUUUCAUUGGCAUUGUGAUCGGCGUCAUGGCCUUCAUCCACUACUCCUCCUUUGACGGGUUUGACAAGACAUUUGCAGCUGGCAUCUUCUUCUUCAUCUCCUGCUUCUUUGUGUUGCUGGCCAUGGCUGUGUACACAGGAGUGACGGUGAACUACUAUGGUAAACGAUACGGCAACUGGCGAUUCUCCUGGUCCUAUAUAAUGGGCUGGGUGUCAGUGGUGCUCACAUUCUUCUCAGGUAUCUUCUACAUGUGUGCCUACCGGAUGCAUGAAUGCCCAAGAAACUCUAACUCACGCUGACCUGCCAAAGACUUCAACAUACACACAUCAGCACUGGUCCAUGAUAUAUGGCCAAGACGACCCAAUACUCUAUAAACUUUCCAACUACUUCCUGUUGAAUAUUCAUGAAUAAGCAAAAUAAAUGAUGAAGAAUGUCUGUAUUGUCUCUCUACAUUAAUAUAACUUUCAGAAGAGGUGUACAAUGUUGUACACUAGGG
Anarrhichthys ocellatus (wolf-eel) is the source of this 3761-nucleotide messenger RNA. RefSeq names its product lens intrinsic membrane protein 2.3 (gene lim2.3). Gene Ontology annotation, molecular function: structural constituent of eye lens. Bases 3043 to 3564 code for a protein of 173 amino acids. The record is from RefSeq and is a predicted model, not a curated record. Gene Ontology annotation, cellular component: plasma membrane. NCBI's taxonomy places the organism in Eukaryota, Metazoa, Chordata, Actinopteri, Perciformes, Anarhichadidae. The transcript is spliced from 5 exons.